UGUCACAGUGGUGGUUAUUUUAUAUAACCUCAAAUUUUUUACCCCAAAGAAUCUAAAUCAUGUUUUCUAAACAGAUUAUUUCAACUUUUCAAAAGUUAAUAAGUGCCCAAAACAAUAUUAUUACAAAUCAUACUGUUCGUUCAUUGUUUCUUACCAGCCAAAAACAAAGAGAUGUUAUUGACAGAAGAGAAAUGCUUCGUUCUGUUCCAAAAUUAGACGAGGGAAGUGCAGGAGAAAAAGCCUUAGAAGUCGAUUCAUUAAUUCAACAAAAAACAGACAUUUUCCCAGAUGCAGAUACUCCAAAUCGACUUUUCAAUGGUAUUCCAUUUAAGAACUUGCCUAUAAUGAAUAUAAGAGUAUCAUCAAAUAACACCAUAAUUAGUAUGACCGAUGAUAAGGGUGCUGUGAAACUGAUUAGAUCGUGUGGGGUAGAGGGCUUUAAAAAUACAAGAAAAGGGACGAAUAUAGCGGCACAAGCUACAGCAAUUACUAUAGGAACAAAAGUUUUAGAAAGAGGAAUAAAAACAGUUAGGGUGCGUGUCAGGGGUUUAGGACCUGGUAGAAUGUCGGCGAUUAAAGGUUUACAGAUGUCUGGUCUAGAAAUUAUUUCAAUUACAGACAGCACUCCAGUAUCUUGGAACCCGCCAAGGCCAAGGAAGGCGAAAAAAUUGUAAUUUGAAUUAGUUCAUAUUAUUUGUUAUGGGUUGCAAAAAUAAAGUGUCCCCUCUUGUAUCCGCAAGGCAGAAAUAAAAAGGAAAAAUCAAUUAUAA
Molecule: messenger RNA, 770 nt
Organism: Tribolium madens (black flour beetle)
Lineage: Eukaryota; Metazoa; Arthropoda; Insecta; Coleoptera; Tenebrionidae
Gene: mRpS11
Product: 30S ribosomal protein S11
Exons: 5
Coding region: 60-674 (204 amino acids)
Biological process (GO): maturation of SSU-rRNA from tricistronic rRNA transcript (SSU-rRNA, 5.8S rRNA, LSU-rRNA); translation; ribosomal small subunit assembly
Cellular component (GO): mitochondrial small ribosomal subunit; ribosome
Molecular function (GO): mRNA 5'-UTR binding; small ribosomal subunit rRNA binding; structural constituent of ribosome
Source: RefSeq, a predicted model, not a curated record